Messenger RNA from Penicillium odoratum, 1473 nucleotides. Its product is annotated as L-ornithine N(5)-monooxygenase. The record is from RefSeq and is a predicted model, not a curated record. Lineage: Eukaryota; Fungi; Ascomycota; Eurotiomycetes; Eurotiales; Aspergillaceae. Gene Ontology annotation, biological process: intracellular iron ion homeostasis. Bases 1 to 1473 code for a protein of 490 amino acids. The transcript has 2 exons.
AUGGAGCCAAUUACUCGGAGAUCAGAGCUUCCCAUCCACAAGGAGCCACGCACACAGCCUUCCCCAGCACGCUCAUUGCUGCGUCCCAGUGGUGCUGAUGAGCUGCACGACUUACUCUGUGUAGGCUUCGGUCCAGCCUCCCUCGCCAUUGGUAUUGCCCUGCACGAUGCCAUGGACCCGGCCUUGACCCGCAAUACCCCUGCGGGCUUCAAGCCCAAGGUGUGCUUCUUGGAGCGCCAGAAGCAAUUCGCCUGGCACUCGGGUAUGCUGGUCCCUGGAUCGCGCAUGCAGAUCUCCUUCAUCAAGGACCUGGCUACUCUCCGUGAUCCCCGCAGCAGCUUCACCUUCCUAAACUACCUGCAUCACAAGAAACGCCUCAUCCACUUUACCAACCUGGGAACUUUCCUACCGGCUCGCAUGGAAUUCGAGGACUACAUGCGCUGGUGUGCGCAGCGAUUUGAGAACGUCGUGAACUACGGCGAGGAGGUUGUGGAGGUGGUCCCCGGAAAGACCACCGACGGGGUGGUGGAAUACUUUGUGAUUCGCUCGCGCAACAUCGAGUCUGGUCAGAUCUCUUCUCGGAGAGCUCGCAAGGUCGUGGUGGCCCUUGGUGGCAAGGCCAAGAUGCCCCCGGGCUUCCCUCAGGACCCGCGCAUCAUGCACUCGUCUAAAUACUGCACUACUCUGCCUACUUUGCUCAAGAACGAGAGUGCCAACUAUAAGAUUGCCGUCGUGGGUAGCGGUCAGAGCGCGGCCGAGAUCUUCCACGACCUGCAACGGCGGUACCCAAACUCGAACACUACCCUGAUCCUCCGGGAUACAGCCCUGCGGCCCAGUGAUGACUCUCCUUUCGUCAACGAGAUCUUCAACCCAGAGCGGGUGGACAAGUUCUUCCAGCUGCCCGCGGAGGAGCGUGCCAAGCGCAUUGCGAUCGAAAAGGCCACCAACUACUCGGUGGUGCGUCUGGAGCUGAUUGAGGAGAUCUAUAACACCAUGUACCUGCAACGCAUGCAGAACCCCGAUGAGAAGCAAUGGCAGCACCGUAUCCUGUCGGAGCGAGCCAUUGGUCGUAUUGAGCACCACAACCCGGCGUCUCGCAUGCGCGUGCACGUCAAGUCGAUCAACGAUGACCACACCGAUGGUAAGGAGGUUUUGGAGGUGGAUGCGUUGAUGGUGGCUACUGGCUACUUCCGUGAUGCGCACGAGCAGCUGCUAGAGCAGGUGCGCGGGUUGCGACCUGCCGGUCAGACGGUGUGGACCCCCGGCCGCGACUACCGGGUCCAGUUGGAUGACAGCAAGGUCAGCCGUCAUGCGGGUAUCUGGCUGCAGGGCUGUAAUGAAAAGACCCACGGUCUUAGUGACAGCUUGCUAUCCAUCCUGGCGGUACGUGGUGGUGAGAUUGUCAAUUCGGUAUUUGGUGAACAGCUGUUGGGCGCGUCAGUGCAAGACACCCGGUUGCGAGCGAUGCUGUAA